Messenger RNA from Epinephelus fuscoguttatus (brown-marbled grouper), 5166 nucleotides. RefSeq names its product phenylalanyl-tRNA synthetase 2, mitochondrial (gene fars2). Gene Ontology annotation, cellular component: mitochondrion; cytoplasm. NCBI's taxonomy places the organism in Eukaryota, Metazoa, Chordata, Actinopteri, Perciformes, Serranidae. Bases 271 to 1677 code for a protein of 468 amino acids. Gene Ontology annotation, biological process: phenylalanyl-tRNA aminoacylation. The transcript is spliced from 11 exons. The record is from RefSeq and is a predicted model, not a curated record. Gene Ontology annotation, molecular function: phenylalanine-tRNA ligase activity; tRNA binding; ATP binding.
GCGCCAUCGCCUACCGAACAGCAUCUCAACGCUGGAGUGUGACAGGAGGCCUCCGACGCCCCCCCCCAUCGAUUGCUGUUCAGACUGGCGGAAGAAUCCGUCUGGGACACAUCAGCCUGUGACCCGAACCUGAUCGCCAACCAACCCAUCCAUCCAUCCAUCCAUACAUCCACCCAGCCAUCCAUCUUCUCUGUUCCAGUGCUCCGCUCCAGAUCAGCAAACUCUUCUGCACCAUUCGUUCCACACACUGAACUCCAUGGACCAGUCAUCAUGAGACUUUGCAACACCUCCGCGUCCUCGCUCCUCCCUCUCCUUCAGUCCCCACGCCUCCCUCGGGUCCACCGCUGCAGCCUGUCAACCCUCUUAGCCAGUGGCAGGGCAGCAUCGUGCAGACGCCUCAGCACAGAUGGACCCGCCCCACAGCAUGUGAUUGGACAGGACUCGGUGGAGGUGUUGGGCAACUCUUAUCCUCGCGAUGACUUCACCAAUGUCACACCAAAGAUCUUGGCCAAAGUUGGACGUAACCUCCACAACCAAUCUCAUCAUCCUUUAUGGCUGAUUAAGGAACGUAUCAAAGCUCACUUCUACAGUGCCUACAUUGGUCGCUGGGGCAACCCACUUUUCUCUGUCCAUGACAACCUGAGCCCGGUGGUUACCGUGGAGCAAAACUUUGACAGCUUGCUGAUCCCGCCCGGCCAUCCCAGCAGGAAGCGAGGAGAUAACUACUACCUGAACAGGAAAACGAUGCUCCGUGCCCACACCUCCGCCCACCAGAGGGAGCUGGUGAGCUCCGGCUUGGAUGCCUUCUUACUGGCUGGAGAUGUUUACAGGCGUGACGAGAUCGAUGCCAGUCACUACCCCGUCUUCCACCAGAUGGAGGGAGUCCGACUCUUCUCCAAUUACGAGCUGUUCUCUCAGGUGCAGCACAGUGAGGAUCUGUCUUUGUUUGAGACUGGAGGUCGGAGGACGCCUCACAAACAGGAAACUCACUCUCUGGAGGCUGUGAAGCUGCUGGAGUUCAACCUAAAACACACUCUGACACGGCUCGUCACUCACCUGUUCGGACAAGACCUGGAGGUCCGCUGGGUCGACUGCUACUUCCCCUUCACUCACCCCUCCUUUGAGAUGGAGGUGCGUUUCCAGGGUGACUGGAUGGAGGUGCUGGGCUGCGGAGUGAUGGAGCAGGAGCUGCUUAACUCAGCGGGGGCAGGGAACAAAGCGGGCUGGGCAUUUGGUCUCGGCCUGGAGAGACUGGCCAUGGUCCUGUAUGGCAUCCCAGACAUCCGGCUGUUCUGGAGUGAGGACGAACGCUUUCUCAAACAGUUCAAAGUGACGGAUAUCCAGCAGCCCAUCUGCUUCCAGCCCCUCAGUAAGUAUCCUCCCCUCUACAAUGACAUCUCCUUCUGGCUGCCGGACAGCAGAGAGAGGGAGGACGGGGAAGAGGCCUUCACGGAGAAUGACUUCUACGAUCUGGUGCGCUCCAUCGGAGGAGACCUAGUGGAGAAAGUGUCACUGGUGGACCAGUUCACGCACCCAAAGACCGGCAGGCGGAGUCACUGUUAUCGCAUCAUCUACCGCCACAUGGAGCGGACUCUGACCCAGCAGGAGGUUCGACUCGUCCAGGAGCAAAUUGAACGCGCCUCCGAGACCGAGCUUGGCGUCCAGGGCAGAUACUGAAUGGCACACGUGCACACAUACACACACACACACACACACACACACACACACACACACACUCACUCAAUUGGCUGCAGCUUCGUCACGUCGUUGUAGCUGUGAUAUUUUAUAUUUUGCUGCAGGGGGAAACGUGUUGACUUUAAUACCAACGUCACGCUCAGCUUUUGAUGCUGCUGCCAACACACACACACACACACACACACACACACACACACACAUACGGUACGUCAUCUUGUGUUUUCUCCUCUUCAGAUUGAAAAGUCUAAAUUUGACGUGUGUCAUCUCUAAUUUCCUAAAACAUCCUGUGUGUGUGUGUGUUGAGUCGGCGGUCACGCACCGCAGCUUCAAGCCACUGCAACGUGUCGAUUCAGAUUUUCUGACGGCAGCCAGAAGCAGCCGAACCUCAGCAGCUGUUCUGUUGCUGAUCACAGACCAGAGAGGAUGACUGUAACAACAGUAUUCUCUCUUUUUCAGCAGAUUCACACUGACAUCUUAUACUAAAGGAAAAUUCCAACACUUUUCUUCAUUUCUAUCAGUUAUAAUAAAUUAAUGCUCAACAAGGUUAAGUCCUGCUAUCUUAGAGGUAACAGCUUAAAUUAUGACCAUAAGAUUUAGGUCGACAUAAACUGAAAUGAUGCUUUAAUUUUUAACAACACCUAUAAAUUUGCUUUUCUUUUUUUUUUUAAGGUUAAGUCCAGGGACUUUUUGUUCUUGAGAUGACAUUAGGUUAAUAUGAUGAUAUGCAGCAUUCAAAUUCAAUUUUUUAACAAGUCAAAUACACAGUGGGAGGGAAUAUCUAUGAUUUAAAUGAUUGAACAACUGUGAGAUUCAAUCAUUUCAUUAAUUUUCUGUGACCACUUAUACUGUUGGGGGUCGCGGGAGGGCUUGAGCCUAUCCCAGCUGACACUGGAUGAGAGGCGGGGUAUACCCUGGACAGGUCGCCAGACUAUUGUAGGGCUAAUAUAUAGAGACAAACAACCAUUCACGCUCACAUUCACACCAACGUGAAUUCACACCUACGGGCAAUUUAUUGUCACCAGUUAACCUGCAUGUCUUUGGACUGUGGGAUUAAGACGGGAUAUCCGGAGAAAACCCACACUGACACGGGAAGAACAUGCAAACUCCACACAGAAGGGCUCCCCCUGGUUUGAACCAGGAACCCUCGUGCUGUGAGGUGACAAUGCUAGACACUUUACCACCGUGCCGCCACAACCUGAGAUGACUUCAAAUGUUUUUAAAGGAAUACUUCACCCACAAAAUAAUAAUUUGCACAUCAGUUAGUCACCCUGUGUUGCACUGAAUUUGUGAAGAAAGCUUUGUUUUUCUCACAUGCCUCCUCCACACUAAAUGAAGAAUCCCAAAACAGAAAAAAAAACUCUUAAUGAGCUGAAGUCAUAGGGGUCCAAAUUUAACAACCGCCAAACUAUAUCAAAACAUCCGUUUACAAAAUCUCACAAAACUUGUGCAGUCAAAUCCAAGUCUCAUUAAUCCAGUCAUAUGCUCACGUAUACUAGUCUAAGUCACUGCAUGUGGACUGUGGCUAUAAACCUGCCAUUGGCUGACUAUUUAGACCAGCAUCCUCUCUCCCUUUUGCUUUCUGUGUGUCACCAUUUCCGAAUCCAUUUCACUACAGUAAACAACAACCUGCAAAUUAACAACUUAGUUGCUGAAAAUGGCAAGUUUUGACAAAGAUUUGGAUUGUGCAACAAGGCAUGCCUGCUUUGUUCUUUAUGUGAAUUGUUGUUAAGAUCUAUAACGAAUAAAACAACCUGUUAACCACCUCUUUGUAAAUCUUCACAUGUUGAUCUGUUUUCUGAUAGUCUGAGUUAAUCUGCUACAUCAAUUCGUUUUUCUCACAGUCAUACCCUGACUCCUCACCGGAUCAGCAAACUUUCUGUCGCCACUGUCAGUGGAGCCGUUCUCCACCUGGAGAGUCUGCCUGGUUGGCACAAGCUAACAUCCAGCACUGGGCUGUUAAAUGGUCCCAACAAACUCACACUAAUACAGAAAUGGCUCAACUCUGCUAAGGCCACCUGCUGUUUCGCCAGUCGUCGCCAUGUCUUAGCAAAGAAAGGCCAACUAGCAUGUUUGUUUUGCGCCUGCAUGAGAGGAAAUAACUCUUUGUUGUCUGUAUUUAUCAUUCAAAAAGGAAAACCAGAAGAACGUCUUGAUGCUAGUUAGCCGGUUACCACAUUAACAACAUAAUCCAGUGUUGAAAGAACAGAGCAUAUUUACCGUGCACCAGUGAACAAUAACACAAACCAUCAGGAAAAGUUUCUGCUGAAGGCCUCAGUGGAUAAAGUAAAACAACCUCACCUUAUAUCACAAGUUUGUUUUGGCUUUACUUCCUGUUGACUUUAGCUCUUAAUUUAUUUUACUCACUUCCGUUUCUCUUCUCAUGCGCUGAGCUGGACUGACAAUCAGAGAGAUUUAUUCACCUGUGAACUCCGUCAUCACUGACACUGAUUCAACAUGAUGAAUCAGCAGACAAAAUGUCAACUACGCUGAUGAAGCCAACGGUGCAGGACAUACUGCAACACCGGCAACAGACGCCUAAAUUUGACUGAUGGCCAACCGUCGGCUUGGUGUGUCAGGGCCUCUGGGUAAUGUUAGCCAUAUCAUGCUAACAGUUAGCCCUGUCACUGUGUGUGUUCCCACUGAUUGGUUUAAAGAAACACAAACGAGCCAGAGCGUUUUUUUUUUACCUAUAGCAGAAAGAAAAUCAGUGAAUCUAGGAUUUUCUCAAAUGUUACACAGUGCUGUGGUGAUGGGUCUGACUAUGUGAAACAGUGCCCAGACACAAAGACUUUUCCAUCGGGAAACUGAACUUUUUUGCUGUUGCUAAAUGUGGACCCCUGUUACUUAACUUCAUCAAGAAUUUUCUUCCCCUUUUUGGAUUCUUCGUUCACAGUGGAGGCACGUGAGAAAAAUAAGUUUGUUUGUUUUUUAUUAAAUGUAACACAGGGUGAGUGAUAUACAAAUGAUCAUUUUGUGGGUGAAGUGUUCCCUUAAAAACCUAAACUUUCCCCUGAAAAACUUACGAGUCAUAUCCUUCAAAUUAACGUAAUGAGUUAAAUUUCUGAACAAAACCUUACUUGUCUGUGCACCAGAUGAAAUGUUCGAUCUGAAUUUAAAGAAUCCACAUUCUUAAUUUGUGUCACCAUGUUCUGAACUUUAAACUCUUAACAGUUUCAGGACUAAAGUAGUAAAACUCAAGAGGAGAAAACACUGAACACAAACCCUUCACAGGUUCUUUAUUCAUCUUUACUCAACUGCUUCAGCUUCAGUCAGCUGAACAUGAAUGAAGACUCUGGUGUUUGGAUGUUCACAGAAACAGAACACCAAAUCAAAAUAUCAGAGAAGUUUUUUUGAUUCUUAUGAAUAGAAAAUGUCUGUAGCUUUAACUGAAGCUGAGUGUUUGUAUGUUUUGUUUUUUGUUUUCUGACGGGUUUGUAUCUUUAGAUUUGAACAUUAAAACUGUUUGUUACA